AUGGUGCAGUUUUUCGACCAUCCAUUGAAGAGCGGCAACCAUUACGAGAGCAUCGUCAUCAGCGCGUUGGCCGUUAUGGGGUUAGACGAGGGCGGCGGAUGGAAGCCCGUGGAGAAUUACACGUCAAUUUAUCCAGCCGUCAUCAAAGUGGCGAGGUAUUUAGUGUUGUACCAGUCCAUGUUGGAGCGUCAAGCACAGAUUGACCAGUUGGCCCAAUACGCAACCAUCCGUCAGGCCGAGGAGGAGGCCGAGGGAUUAUUCAGGAUCGUGCGACGCAAGGUGCGGCGGUUCAUGAUCCGCAUCCCCGAGGAGAGGAUAUCGAGCCGUCGCCGAUGA
This is a messenger RNA of Fusarium poae, 336 nucleotides long. RefSeq lists its product as uncharacterized. The record is from RefSeq and is a predicted model, not a curated record. NCBI's taxonomy places the organism in Eukaryota, Fungi, Ascomycota, Sordariomycetes, Hypocreales, Nectriaceae. The transcript has a single exon. The coding region runs from base 1 to 336 and encodes 111 amino acids.